CUAGAAACAAAGAAGACCCAUCUUCCUUAUAUCGCGGUCGUAACCCCAACCCACCACGAAACUGCCUGUCACUGCACAUUCAUGAAUAUUUUGUAGUCUAGUGUUUGACCACUCUCUCCUUCUUGUUUUUUUUUCCUUCCUCACAAAAGACAAACGAAUCCACUGAUCUGCCGGAUCGGCAUCUGACCGCCAGGGUGGGACGGGUUGCUACACAAUGCUGAUGACAAUUCCGAGACCCAGAUACUUGGAAGGAAGUCCUAUGCUGAAAAUGAUGGUCUGAAAGAUCGCAAUUUAGGUCACUAUUGAAUCUCUCACCGUUGUUCCGGAGCUCGGUGAGGGAGGUGAUGAUCCAUGGAGUUCAGUGAGCAUGAGAGCAUGACAGUUCGAGAAGUCUGUGCAAAUGGGAGUUACAUGGGAACAGCAGAAGUUGAAGCAAAGCUUGAUGAAGGAGAUAUUCAAGAGGCAGAAUCUUCGUUGCGAGAAGGGCUAUCACUCAAUUUUGAGGAAGCAAGAGCACUUCUGGGCAAGUUGGAGUAUCAGAGAGGGAAUGUGGAAGGCGCUCUUCGUGUGUUUGAUGGGAUUGAUCUCCAAGCUGCCAUACAGCGAUUGCAAACUUCCCUUCCUGAAAAACCAUUAACCAAGAAGGGGCGCAAUCGUACUGAACCAGCUCCUUCAGUCUCUCAACAUGCUGCUAGUCUGGUGCUUGAAGCCAUCUACUUAAAAGCGUGUUCAUUACAAAUCCUAGGGAGAUUAACUGAAGCUGCAAGUGAAUGCAAAAGUGUGCUUGAUGCUGUUGAGAAGAUAUUUUAUCAGGGUAUACCUGAUAUUCAGGUAGACAAUAGAUUGCAAGAAAUAGUCAGCCAUGCUGUAGAGCUCCUUCCAGAGCUUUGGACACAGGCCGGGUGCUAUCAUGAGGCAAUAUCUGCCUAUAGACGAGCCCUUCUUAGCCAAUGGAAUCUUGAUGAUGAUUGCUGUGCAAGAAUUCAGAAAAAUUUUGUUGUAUUUUUGUUGUACAGUGGGGUAGAAGCUAGCCCACCCAGUUUAGCGGUUCAGAUUGAUGGGUCAUAUGUACCUAAAAAUAAUUUGGAAGAGGCAAUUCUGCUUCUUAUGAUUCUUAUCAGAAAGUUUUGCCUUGGUAAGACCAAAUGGGACCCAUCAGUGAUGGAGCACCUGACUUUUGCACUUUCUAUAUGUGGCCAAACGUCUAUUUUGGCUAAGUCACUUGAAGAGCUAUUGCCUGGAGUAUAUAAUCGGCUUGAUCGUUGGAAAUAUUUAGCUUUAUGUCACAGUGGAGCUGGGCAUAACAAAAGUGCUUUGAAUCUACUGCGGAGGUCUCUGCACAUUCAUGAUCGACCAGAUGAGGUUAUAUCACUGCUAUUGGCUGCCAGGAUCUGCAGUGAGGAUCCUCAACUCGCUCCUGAGGGAGUAGUUUAUGCACAAAGGGCAAUCACAAGUGCUCAGGGACCAGAUGAGCAUCUUAAAGGUGUGGGUCUCCGAAUGUUGGGACUUUGUCUUGGAAGGCAAGCUAAGGCUGCUUCCUCUGACUCUGAGAGGUCUCGCCUUCAGUCGAAAGCUUUGAAAUCAUUGGAGGAGGCAGCUGGGUUGGAGCCAAAAAAUUCUGAUCUGACUCUUGAGUUGGCUGUUAAAUAUGCAGAGCACCGAAAUUUGACUGAUGCUCUGUGCUAUGCAAAGAAAUUCUUUGAUGAAACAGGUGGCUCUAUAUUAAAAGGUUGGAGAAUGCUUGGUCUGGUUUUGUCUGCUCAGCAAAGAUUUUCAGAGGCUGAGGUAGUCACAGACGCAGCUCUAGAUCAAACUACAAAAUGGGAACAGGGGCCACUACUUAGGCUGAAAGCAAAGCUGAAGACCUCCCAAUCACGGUACAUGGAUGCUAUUGAAACAUAUCGGUACCUCCUUGCAUUGGUUCAAGCCCAGAGAAAAUCCUUUGGCUCACUAUUUACUAGUUCACAGGCUGAUGAUGGUAAAGUAAAUGAAUUUGAGAUUUGGCAUGGUCUGGCAAAUCUAUAUGCUAGUCUUUCUCAUAGGAAGGAUGCUGAAAUAUGUCUGCAAAAGGCCAAAGUGUUGAAGCCCUAUUCUGCAGCAUUGAUGCACACCAAAGGUCUAAUAUUCGAAGGACGUGAGGAAGAUCAAGCUGCUCUUGGUGCUUUCUUCAGUGCAUUCAUGCUUGAUCCAAGCUACGUUCCAAGCAAGAUCUUGUUGGGUUCUCUGAUUCUAAAACUCGGUCCAAAAGGUUUGCCUGUGGCUAGAAGCUUACUUGCUGAAGCUCUGCGAAUAGACCCCACGAACCACAAGGCUUGGUAUUAUAUGGGUAUGGUUCACAAAGAGGAUGGUCGGAUGAGUGAUGCUGCUGACUGCUUCCAGGCAGCCUCCAUGCUUGAAGAAUCGGAUCCGAUUGAAAGUUUCAGCUCUGUUCUCUGACUCAAGUGUAAAUGGUUGGUCCAUCUUCAGAGUUCUUUGGAAAAAACAUGCUCAAGACAGUUUUGGAAGUGCAGUCGAGUUGUGGGUUUUGUUUUUCAUUGUAUUUCUUGUAAUCGGCAUAAACUAGGCUUGGAGAGAGGAAAAUUGGUUCAAACAAUUGUUUAAUGAAUAAGGAGAAAAGCAAAAGAAAAGAAAAGAAAAGAAAAGGGAUUGAUGUCAAUCUAGUUGUAGGAUGAAUGUAUAAAGAGCUUAGACUGUUUUCUUAUGUCUGUUUAACUGCUGAUCAGCCUUGUAAAUGUAUGUUGAUGAACAAUGAAGUUCCACUAAGAGAUCCGUUUAUCUUC
Messenger RNA from Neltuma alba, 2780 nucleotides. RefSeq names its product protein NPG1-like. The transcript has 6 exons. The record is from RefSeq and is a predicted model, not a curated record. The coding region runs from base 352 to 2436 and encodes 694 amino acids. NCBI's taxonomy places the organism in Eukaryota, Viridiplantae, Streptophyta, Magnoliopsida, Fabales, Fabaceae. Gene Ontology annotation, molecular function: protein binding.